Neltuma alba is the source of this 2634-nucleotide messenger RNA. Its product is annotated as putative leucine-rich repeat receptor-like serine/threonine-protein kinase At2g19230. Bases 1 to 2634 code for a protein of 877 amino acids. The transcript is spliced from 11 exons. Gene Ontology annotation, biological process: protein phosphorylation. The record is from RefSeq and is a predicted model, not a curated record. NCBI's taxonomy places the organism in Eukaryota, Viridiplantae, Streptophyta, Magnoliopsida, Fabales, Fabaceae. Gene Ontology annotation, molecular function: protein kinase activity; ATP binding.
AUGGAAAUUCUAUGCAAAAAUGGUUGGUAUCAUGUUCCACGAUCAUUCCUUAAAGAUGGUGAAAACACAUUGGUUUUGUUGGAGGAGAUGGAAGAAAAUCCAUCCUAUGUGAAUUUCGGAACAGUUAGUGCGAGAGCUGCUUGUGGGAAUACUUAUAAGAACCUCACAUUGGAACUACCUUGCCAGAGCAAUUCAAUUUCUGCCAUUAGAUUUGCCAAUUUUCGAGAUCCUCAAGGCAUAUAUGAAAGCACCAACGAUACUGCAACUAUAGACAAGGCUUGCCACAGAUCAUUUCUCUUUUCCUCGUCCUCUAAACUUGAAGACAUGAAGAAAUCGAUUCUUGCAUUGCUUGUGUUGGUUUCCUUUAUCAUUGUGGCGGAUGCUGCUAAUCGUACAGGCUUCAUAAGUAUAGAUUGUGGAGCAAAGAGAGAUUAUGUUGAUGAAUUAACAGGGAUUUGGUACCAAACAGAUGAAGGCUUCAUAGAAAGUGGAUCCAAUCAUGAAAUACCACCCAUCUUUAACAUCAGCAACGAUCUUGCAUACAUGAGGGGUCAGCUAAAAACAUUCAGAAGUUUUCCAGAGGGACAAAGGAACUGUUAUACUUUGAGACCAAUAAAACAAAAGCAGAAGUAUCUGAUCAGAGCUUCAUUUGCUUGUCAGAACUAUGACUCAAAAAACGAGUUCCCAAAGUUUGAUCUCUACUUGGGGGUCAACUAUUGGGCGACAAUUGAAUUGAAUGAAAAUAAAACUUUUGGAUAUAAUGAAAUAAUAAUCCAAGAGGUUACCAAUGGCAUGGUUCAAGUGUGUCUGGUGGACACGGGAGAAGGCAAACCUUUUAUGAACACAUUGGAACUACGGCCAUUGAGAAAUUCUCUCUAUUCCUCUCCAUUUCCCUUAUCUCUUUACACAAGAAGAGAUUGUGGCCCUUCUUCCAGUAUCAACUAUGUCAGGUCCAAGGACGAUGUUUAUGACCGUUUGUGGCAUACAUAUAUAAAGAAUAGUCAGUGGAAUGUCUUAGAAACAGAUGGACAAGUAAAAGUCGAAAAUUCCAAUUAUGAGCUUCCAUCAGAAAUAUUAGUCACAGCAUGUCAAGCCCCGAAUAAUUCCAAUCUCUUAUCUGAGAGUUGGAGUCUUGAUGUAGCAGAACAAUUUUAUCUGUUUCUUCACUUUGCUGAAAUUCAAAAGCUUCCUUCUGGCCAAAAGAGGAUUAUCAAUGUCACUUUUAAUUAUGAAAAUUCCCUCUACGAAGAACUUACCCUUGAAUAUUUGAAACCCGUCACCCUAAAUUCCAACAUCACUACAAAUAACGUUAGAUUCAGAAUUAGGGCAACAGAUGAUUCUUAUGCCCCUCCUAUCCUCAAUGCCUUUGAGAUUUUUAAAGUCUUCCCACAACCAAAUUCCCCAACGGACCCACAAGAUGAUUCGUCCACAAAUAAAUACUUGAAGAUGGAGAUUCCAAAACGAAAGAAUCGAGAAUUCUCUCACUCACAAGUUCUGCGGAUCACCAACAAUUUCAAAACUCUUAUUGGAGAAGGAGGAUUCGGGAAAGUUUACCUUGGGACUCUAGAAGAUAAUUCUCAAGUUGCAGUAAAAUUACUUUCAGAAUCAUCAAAGCAAGGAUACAAGGAGUUUCAAUCAGAGGCUCAGCUCUUGACAGUUAUUCAUCAUAGAAACUUGGUUUCACUUGUUGGGUAUUGCCAUGGAAACAAUAUCAUGGCCUUGAUUUAUGAAUAUGUGGAUAAUGGGGACCUCGGCCAAUUAUUAUCAGAGAAAAACUCAAAUAUUUUGAGGUGGAAACAGAGACUUGAAGUAGCAAUUGACGCAGCGAAAGGAUUGGAAUACCUUCACACUGGUUGUAAUACUCCUAUAAUCCACCGAGACUUGAAACCAUCCAACAUUUUAUUGAAUAAAUCCAUGGUAGCUAAGAUUGCUGAUUUUGGACUGUCUAGAGUAUUUACAAAUGAAAAAGAUACUCAUCUAUCAACUCAACCAGCCGGUACUCCUGGUUACAUCGAUCCUGAAUUUCAAAGAUCAGGAAAACUAAAUAAGAAAACUGAUAUUUAUAGUUUUGGAAUGAUUCUUCUUCAACUAAUAACGGGUCGUCCCCCAAUAAAGAGAGGACCUGAGGAUAUCAGUUUCAUUAUUGAUUGGAUUCAACCGAAAAUUGAAAGUGGGGAUAUUGAAGGCAUUGUUGAUCCAAGAUUAGCUGCAGAAUUCAGUCUUAACUCAACAUGGAAAGCUGUUGAAGUAGCAAUGUCAUGCGUGUUACCACCACCAACCCAAAGGCCAACCAUAAGUUACAUAUUGCGAGAACUACAAGAAUGUCUAGCUUUGGAGAUGGGAAUACAUGACAUGAUGCCAAGAAAUUCAUGUGAUUAUAGUGGCAAUAGUGAGUUAAUCACUGUUCUCUCUGCUAGGAAAGGGUUUCUAAUGCUGAUUCAACUCGGCAUAUUCCGCUGCUCCUUCUUCAUCUUCCUUCUUUUCUCUGCUUCAACCACUCAACUCUGUCAUUUGGGUUUGGUUGUACAUCUUCAUCUUUUGCUUCUAGUUCGAUUCCAUCGCUAUGUGUUCAAGGAAGACGAAGACUUGUCAAUUGCCAUUGGCAAGGUUCGAAGAAGGAAGAUGGAGAUCUGA